UACAGUGAAAGAAGAGGAGGCUGUUACUGUGAAAGAAGAGGAGGCUGUUACUGUGAAAGAAGAGGAGGCUGUUACUGUGAAAGAAGAGAAAGAAGCUUUCAGAGUGAAAGAGGAGGAUGUUACUGUUAAACAAGAGGAGGAAGAAGUUUUUGGAGUGAAGAUGGAGGGGCAGAUUACUGUCACGUUGAAAGAGGAAGAAGAGGAGGGGCAGAUUACUGUCACGUUGAAAGAGGAAGAAGAGGAGGGGCAGAUUACUGUCACGUUGAAAGAGGAGGAAGAGGAGGGGCAGAUUACUGUCACGUUGAAAGAGGAGGAAGAGGAGACGGGAGAUCUGAGUAACACCAGAAAGAGACCAGAUUCUCACUCCAGUAGGAAGAGAUUCUCCGAUAGCGGGAAGAGUCCUUCAGGGAAACCAGAACCAGAGACUCCCAAACCGGCAAGACGACACCACUGUUCCCAUUGUGGAAAGAGUUUUAUGAAGUUACGGAACCUUCAAGAGCACGAGAGGACACACACGGGAGAAAAGCCUUUCCAAUGUUCCCAGUGUGGAAAGAGUUUUACCGUGUUAGUUAACAUGAAAAGGCAUGAGAGAAUACACACUGGAGAGAAGCCAUUCCAAUGUUCCCAAUGUGGAAAGAGUUUUACCUUGUUAGUUAACAUGAAAAGGCAUGAGAGAAUACACACAGGAGAAAAGCCUUACCAAUGUUCUCAGUGUGGCAAGAGUUUCACCCAGUUAGGGAGCCUGAAAAUACAUAACAGAAUACACUCUGGAAAGAAGUCUUACCACUGCUCCCAAUGUGGGAAGAGUUUUAACCAGUUAAAGCACCUGAAAUCACAUGAAAGAACACAUUCAGGAGAGAAGCCUUUCCACUGUUCUCAAUGUGGAAAGACAUUUUCUCAGUCAGAGGACCUGAAAUCACAUGAGAGAAUAGAGAGGCUGUGUUCUGACUUGUGUUUCUGACUGGGAAUUUCUGUUUUUGUUUAUGCAACUUGAAGUCAUACUG
Molecule: messenger RNA, 1004 nt
Organism: Oncorhynchus mykiss (rainbow trout)
Lineage: Eukaryota; Metazoa; Chordata; Actinopteri; Salmoniformes; Salmonidae
Source: RefSeq, a predicted model, not a curated record